UACCAACACCAUCAAUUCUCUCUGAACCUUAUCAACAUCCCGUGAUCAUGAUCUUCUUCGUUGAUCAGUAAUCUAAGAAAUCAAAGAUUGGAAACAAACCAAAAGUUGUAGGUAUGUUGUUUUCUUCUGUUCUUUGAUCUGUUCAUCUUUAAUUGGGCUAUUGAUAAGUUAUCGUCUUAUUGUUUUGCAAUACAAAUCGAGAUCCAAUGUUUUUUUGAUUCUGAUUCACCAAUCUUUUUUUGUUUUAGUGAUCAACAUCUUCGUUUGAGGUAUUGUUUUGUAUUUUUCUUAUUAUCUUCAUCGAACCUGAACUAUAUGCUUUCCGAUGUUUAUGGAAACUUGAUUUCCAAUCGAUUUCAAUAUUGUUAACCGCUUAUUGUUUUGUUAUUAAUUGCAUGUUAAUUUUCGCCGAUCAUUGUCGCCCAUGUAUUCAUUUGACAAAAUCGAGUAGAAGAACAUCAGACAAUGAUGAUGAUUCUGAUCCUAAUUAUGUUGAAUCUAUGGACGAUGAGUCGAAUGAUGUUUCUUCACUUUUCGACGACUCUGAUAGUGAUGUUGUUUCUACUGAUGGAAUGUCCGAUGAAGAUGAUGAGCAAGAUAGGGAUUCACCAGAUUAUCAUAAAGUUGAUCCAGACUAUCAUCCUAUAGAGUUCCGUCUUAUUGUUGAUGUUGCUUUGGCGUCUAGAAUUGACAUGACUAUGAAGAUGUGUGUACAAAACUUGUCUGGUGCUGAGAAAAAGGUGGUGGUUUUCGUUAUUAUGCUUCAGAAUGGUGCAAAAAAUUUACAAAACCAAAUGGUAUAAAUCAUCCAGACAAGUGCGUCUUUGUUUAUUGUGCAGUUCAAAACAAGUUGAUCUGAAGAAGGUGUUAAAGUAGUUGCAUUUCCUCGUUCAAUGCAAUCUAAUGAUCAGUUUUUUGGAUGUUAUGUUAAUACCAAGUAGUUGGGUUUGUUAUCAGUACUAUAUAAUCAUUAGUUUUUUUUUUUUUUUUGUAAGGUUACCACCUCUUUUUGAAUGUUUUGACAUUAGUAUUUAUGAUUUCGAAUAUUUGCUCAAAUUAUCACGAU
Helianthus annuus (common sunflower) is the source of this 1066-nucleotide messenger RNA. Its product is annotated as aspartate and serine-rich protein. Lineage: Eukaryota; Viridiplantae; Streptophyta; Magnoliopsida; Asterales; Asteraceae. Bases 396 to 803 code for a protein of 135 amino acids. The transcript has 4 exons. The record is from RefSeq and is a predicted model, not a curated record.